AUGCCCAUAAAUCUAGCUGAGAAUGGCAUCUGUUCGUGGUAUGGCGUGAACCUCGCGGGCGCCCUAACGGCCAGCGGCGAGAAAUUUGAUCCAAACGCUAUGACUGCCGCACACAAGACAUUGCCUUUUGGGACAAGAGUUAAAGUGGACUGUAAUGGGAGAAGUGUUACGGUCAGAAUCAACGAUAGGGGACCCUUUCAUGCCGGGCGUAUCCUCGAUGUAAGCCAAGGGGCAGCCAGACAUCUCGGUAUUAUCGACGCGGGUCUCUACGAGACGGGCAUCUGUUCGUGGUAUGGCGUGGGACUGGACGGCCAGUACACGGCUGAUGGCGAGAGGUUUAAUGGCAAUGAUAUGACUGCCGCCCAUAAGACACUUCCGUUCAACACAACAGUGAAAGCGUCGUGCAAUGGGAAGAGUGUGACCGUCAGAAUCAACGAUAGGGGACCCUUCGUUCCCGGAAGGAUACUCGACUUGAGCCGUGCGGCCGGCGAUAGAGUCGGCAUUAAAGACAGCGGUCUCUGUCAAUGUACUCUUCAUAUAUUGUAAUCCUUUAAAUAAACUAUAAAUUUAAACACA
Messenger RNA from Medioppia subpectinata, 576 nucleotides. Lineage: Eukaryota; Metazoa; Arthropoda; Arachnida; Sarcoptiformes; Oppiidae. The record is from the annotation of a GenBank genome assembly.